UCCGCCGCGUGCUUGCUCAUAUUAUUCUUCUACGCUGCGACUGCCUGCCUCGUUGCCAGUGAGGGGCAACUGGUCGCUUCGUGAUUGUGUAUUACAUCAUACCCACUGACUCGUAUACAUUACCACCUUUCAUCCAUCCCAUCCUAUCCCAUCCUAGGUGCCGCACCAGGCCCGGGUUGCACCACCUUCACUCCCUACUCUUUCCUCUAGCCGAACUUGUGCGCCUCUGUGCCACUUGGACCCUGCCUAUUUGACCCGCCUACGUUCCCUCGCCUGAUCUGUCCGACAUCCUCACAAUCUUCCACCGCCCGUCCCAGAGCGAAUGAUUAGAUUCGACAUACCAGGACGAGUGCGGUAGAGCAGGAACGACUCAUCCCGAGCCACUUUGCUCCCUCGUUCCUGCCACAAUGGAUACCACCUUCAUCACCAUCCACGACCUCUCCGAUGACGCCCACAUCUUAUAUUCUUCCGAUUCUAUUGUCGACAUCCUCGGCCACACGCCCGAUGAGGUAGUCAAUCGGUCCGUGUGGCAAUUUUUUCAUCCAGAUGAACUUCCUCUGGCCAGGGCGCAUCACAGCCGGGGAGUGAGACUGGACAAGGCCGCUGUCUUGUCCUAUUGCCGCCUGAAGAAUCGCCAGGGGGAAUGGGUCGGUUGCGAAUGCUGCUUCUCCGUCGUCUACGAUGUCCUUGUCUGCUGCACUAGCAUCUAUAGACAUGGUAUGCAGAGCCAGAAACGUGCAGUCGAGGCUCCUAUAGUGCGCAAACUGUUCGCCUCGUCACCCAAGGACCCGCGCUACCACAUGUUAUCGCAUCUGUCUAGCAAGUUUGAUCUCGGCCCCGAUGAUCAGACUCAUGAGCCGCGAGCUGCCUUGUUCCUCAACAGGUUCACGCGAACCCUGACUGUCAUGUACGCAACCAGUGGCAUUGAGCAGAUUAUAGGUAUCUCUGGAGAGGCUAUGAAGGGACGCAGCUUCUAUUACUGCAUUGCUCCCAAUUGUCUUGAAGACGCUGUCCGCUGUCUGGAGUCGGCUAAAGGAAAUGACUCUAUCGCUUAUAUGCGCUUCUUUUUUCGCGACCCUCGACAGGACGACGCACCUGAUGUCUCCUCUUCUGAGAGCGAAGAUGAUAUCAUGACAGAUGUCACAUCCGACGAUGAGUCUGAGGGUGGAGUAGGUCUCGGCGGCCAUUCUACAUUCAACGGUACAGCCAGGCAUCCUUUAGACUCAAACCACACCACAGAUAACAGUGAGGAGCGGUCUGCGUCGCGCACCAAUUCUGGCGAUAACCGCAAUCCAAGCGACCCGCACCACGUCAUGUUUGGUGGUUCUGCGCCCCGCUCAUCGAUAUCCUCUGUCAGUUCGCCUCGUUCUGAGGUUCGCGACGAUCCUAUCGAACUCGAAGCUGUCAUAUCCUGUACUUCCGAUGGGCUGGUCGUGUGUCUACGACGUGCGCGCCCCAUGUUACCAGGCACAAUGCCUGUUGCCCAGCCAGCACAGCAAUACAAUGGCAUCUACGCCGCACCAUGGGCAACACAACCCGUGUUCCAUCCGGCUCCACAACAGAUGCCUCAAUAUCCUUUGGGCGCCCGACAUCCAGCCAUGGUGCAGGCAGGACCGUCCAUGGAAUUCCAGAACAACUUCAUGCAGAGCAUUCGCGACGUCGCCGUAUUUGCUUGGGCACUUACUGGCAUCAACGGCAGUCUCGUUGAUUAUGCUCGUGGUAAACCAAUAGGGGAGAGUCAGCCACCAGAGGGCUUCCCAGUCUGGAACCCUUUGCCAAACCCCGGAUUUGGCAAACAACUGUCUGCAGCACCAUCAGGUUAUGUGUCGGGGUCCAAUAGCUCGUCAAGCAAUGACCCAUUUGGAUUCGGCGACCCAGGUCUCCGCUGAGAGACCAGCUCCGCAUUUUGGCAUCUAACAGACCCAACAUCGAC
Messenger RNA from Alternaria alternata, 1933 nucleotides. RefSeq lists its product as hypothetical. NCBI's taxonomy places the organism in Eukaryota, Fungi, Ascomycota, Dothideomycetes, Pleosporales, Pleosporaceae. The transcript is spliced from 3 exons. The record is from RefSeq and is a predicted model, not a curated record. The coding region runs from base 408 to 1889 and encodes 493 amino acids. Gene Ontology annotation, molecular function: protein binding.